Cadophora gregata is the source of this 720-nucleotide messenger RNA. RefSeq lists its product as uncharacterized. The record is from RefSeq and is a predicted model, not a curated record. The transcript is spliced from 2 exons. Bases 1 to 720 code for a protein of 239 amino acids. Lineage: Eukaryota; Fungi; Ascomycota; Leotiomycetes; Helotiales; Ploettnerulaceae.
AUGGCUGUCCAGCGACCAAGUCCUCAUCAGUUCCUGGAGAUGAUGUCAGGGGAAAAAAUCAAGAUCUACAUCGGCCAGGAAGAAAAGCUAUAUCUAGUACCCCGCGCGCUUAUCUGCUACUACUCCGGGUUUCUAAACACACACUUCACCAAAGAUGUCUGUAUCAGACAAGCAAGCACCUGGCACAAGGCGAAAUGGGCAAAAAACAACGCCAAGCAUCUAUACGACUGCCAACCGGAGCAAUUUGACAUGCUGCUCGAGUGCAUGAUUCAAGGUGCUAUCUCCAAGCGUUGGACAAAUAGUCGCGAGGCUAUUGAGAAGUGCAUGGCGCUCGUCGAGUACUCUGGAAAUAUUGAUAUGGGGGAUUUGGUGUGCGAAGCUGUCCUUGAACCGCUGCGUCAAGCAAUUAAGAAUCCCGCUCGACGACCUCCUCCAUCCAAUUUCAACGUUCCGCGUCGUGACAUCCCACAGCGAAGCUUUACGGAAGACGAGAUCAAGGUGGUAUUCAAUGUGACGAAGACUGGGAAUGCUCUGAGAGCUUUAGUAGCUCAAGAUGUGCUGAGUAGAGAAGGGUUGAAGGGCACAACUUUUGAGGAUGCAGAAAAUAAUGUUCCUGGGUUCGCUGCCGAGGUCUUGAAGCAGUUCAGGAAGUCUGCGAGCUUUUGGGUUUGGACUGAUCCAAUCAACGGGCUUCAGAGAACAUUUGAUGGAUAUUCUUGA